GGUUAAUCGGUGACUCUGGUUUAGCUUACCGGGUAGCACGUAGACUGACUUAUUUCGAGAUCGACAAACAGCUAAAUUGUUUGUUAAUGCAAUUAUUUAAUUAUGUUUAAGAGAAAGUUAAUUGCUCUCGGUUAUCCGUCCAUUGAGGGUUUUAAUGAAGAAGAUGAUACAAAUUUCCGAAAUCUAGUCGUUUGGCUUGAAGACAUAAAAAUAAGACAUUAUAAAAUAGACGAGAGAAAAAAUUUAAGGGCUACAGAAUCUCCGGAUUGGAAUACAAGCCUUGAAGAGUACUUGAAAGAUUUAAACUGUAUAGUUGACAUAAAAAAGCGUCAAGAAGUGUGCGAUUGGCUAUUAGGUUACGCUGUAAGAUGUUGUUACGGAGAUAAUCUUGACAAGUACAAAUGUGGAAGCACUAGCGACAAUAGUUUACAAAAUUUGGACUUUGAAGGGGAAGAAUUUAAAAAUGGAGUCCAAUCGUUGGCCGUACUACUACAUAUCUCUCCGCAUACUGAUCCAAAAAUCCUCUUAAAAGCUAUAAAUUUGGUAAUACAAGAAAACUACACAAAGUCUGCCUUGGAAAAUAUUAAGCGUAAUGAAGACUCAAAGAAGGUAACAUUGCCUUUGGAAAAAGUUACAUUAGGUUUCGAUACUGAUAAUAUUAUCAAUGCUGAAACGGCGAAAAUUCUACGUCUGUUACAUAUAAAAGAAUUACGAAGUUUGCAAACGGAGAUAAAUGAGGCAAUAGUUAAAAUUCAAGGCCUAACUGCUAAUCCGAAAACAGAUACGAAACUUGGAAAGGUUGGAAAAUAAGAAAUAAACUAUAUGUUUGAAUUUUUAAC
Molecule: messenger RNA, 839 nt
Organism: Dimorphilus gyrociliatus
Lineage: Eukaryota; Metazoa; Annelida; Polychaeta; Dinophilidae
Source: the annotation of a GenBank genome assembly